This is a messenger RNA of Pelecanus crispus (Dalmatian pelican), 640 nucleotides long. The record is from RefSeq and is a predicted model, not a curated record. NCBI's taxonomy places the organism in Eukaryota, Metazoa, Chordata, Aves, Pelecaniformes, Pelecanidae.
GUUGCCGGUGUGCUGCCUCUCCAUGAAAGCCGGCUCCAGGUCUGUCCUCGCUGCCCUGGUGUCGAAAGUGAAGCGCAUCAACGGGAGGUACGAGAGGUUUUUGGAAAGGACCUUCCCCCGUUUCUACGUGCUGUACGCGACUUUCACGAAAGGAAUCCAAGCGCUCUUUCUGGAAGUAAAAGAAAUAAGAAAAAUCAAAUCUAAAAUGUCCCAUCAGAGACUGAGCGUUCAGCAGCUUCCCUACCGGGAGAUGGAAAGGCUGCGGCAGUUUCGCAGGGACGUGAUCAAGGCCAUUCCCAUCGGAGUUAUCGCCAUCCCGCCCUUCGCCAACUUCUUGGUCAUCGUCCUGAUGUAUUUCUUCCCACGCCAGCUCCUGAUCCGCUACUUCUGGACCCCCAACCAGCAGGUUGAGUUCCUGGAUGCCUACGACGCCAUCCGGAGAGACUCGUAUCCGGAUGUCGUGGAAAGUUUAGCCCUGGCAGCGCGUUCCCUGCCUGAGCCGCAGCUCCAAAAACGCCUGCAGGAGCUCUGCGCUGAGGUGCAGCGAGGUUCCCAGCCGCGUGUGGCUGAACUCUAUGCUAUGAGGAGUUUGUUUUCGGGAUCUCCACUGGGUCUGAACAAGCUUCAGGUGUCUCAUGUG